Messenger RNA from Pocillopora meandrina, 5837 nucleotides. NCBI's taxonomy places the organism in Eukaryota, Metazoa, Cnidaria, Anthozoa, Scleractinia, Pocilloporidae. The record is from the annotation of a GenBank genome assembly.
AUGGUUCACACGAUCAAAGAUGGGGAAUGUACUCGCGGCUUCACCGUCAAAACCCUCAUCUCCCAGCAAUGUUGCAUCGAUGCCGCCGCCGCCACCGCUUACGGCAGCUCCCCUGUUGAACCAAAGCCGCAGCCGGAUGAAAAACCAUCCAAUAGCAACCCUGGAACGUAUGAAGAUCUACACAAGUCGUGUAAAGGUAGGGUAAAGAUCGUCAGGCUUCGUAAAAUUUCACCGGCUUCAUGGCGCAUUUGGAUUGUUUGAUUAUGUAAUUUAUCGUAAAUCUAGACUAGGCAAUCUUAAAGCUUAUUUAUUCGUUUUUACAGCCGUUUGUUUCCCGCGAUUUCUGUAGAUUUUUCUGGGAGUUUGUGCAAGUUUGCUCUUAAUAUUCCUUACUACGUGGAAAUUAGUAGUCAGAAUGGAUUUACAAUCCCAGCGAUCUUUACUGAAUUCCGUUUCACUAAAAUCGAACAUACUUCGCCAAUGAGAUAUUUUGAAAAAAUUGCUGUUUUACUCGCUCUAAACAUUUAAUGUUGAAGGGCAUGAAGAAUUUUCAGGUACACAAAAGUACAUGGAUUAAAAAUUCCUACAUAGUUUCGACAAUGUCCUCACCCCACCCCCUUCCGUUCUUACCCCACCAGGAAGAGUAAGUAGAGUUCUUACUGAAACUGACCACACGAAUAUGUUUACAACACCACUUGAUUGGCCAGUUUCAGUGGUCUCUGAUUUACAUUACAUUCUGUGGUACCUAACGAAAAAUAUUACUACGGAUAUCAAGCUAAAUGGUCAAAUAUACUGGAUCCUCUGCCUCACCUUCUAUCAUCUGCCACAUGAAAGAUUAACCCUUUAACUCCCAUGAAUGACAAAGACAUAAUUUCUCCUAACCAUAUUAAUUCAAAAUCAAGCAGACAAGUGGUGAGAGUAGAGAAAAAUAUCACCUAGGGGAUUUUUAGAUGAUCCAAUACUAACGUCUCCAAAACUAGCAUUAUAAGAAUUGUAUGGUAGAUUGUGAGGAGAAUUUCUUAUGAGAUCUUGCAAAUGGAAAGGUUAGAUGUGAUUUUUCAUCAAAGAAGAAAUUAGAGGGAGACACUCCCUCUACAAAAUUCUUAGAAGGCUUGGUGACCAAACUUAACCCUCCACUACGAAAAUCUUCCUCUUGCAUAACCCUUAACUCUCGAAAUCUAGAUUGAAUUUCUCCUCCCUGUAUACAGUAUAUUUCUUAUAGUUUUAGUUCUGAGAAUUUUGCGAUUAAUCAGAAUAAUUUCCUUGUAGACAUUUUCUUCCCCCUCACUGCAUUUCAUCCUGAAAUUUUUCUUCAUUUUGUUAGGAGCAAUUAUAUUUUUGGUCCCUGCAUUUCAUAGUUUGAAAUUACAGACUCAUUUGAGUAACUUUGUUUUGAAAAUACAACUGUACUAAUGUGGUGUUGGCUUUCUUGAUAUCUGAACUUUCAUUGUGAUUUUCAGUGUGAUCACAGAUUCUGAGUUUCUCAGGUUCUGUUAUGUAACUCAACAAUGUCAAUGAUAAAUCCAUUGUAAUUUUCAAAGUAUUCACAGUAUUCUUAGUUUCCCAGUUCAUAUUUUUUAACUCAACAUUGUCAAUGAUAAAUCUUUUAUUGUGCUAAUUUAUGUUCUUUCUAAUUUGAAUUUUUCAGACGUCUUCCCUCAGCCAUUUGAGGGCUGUAAACUUGCUAUCAAUAAAGGCCUAAGCAACCACUUUCAAGUCAGCCACACCCUUCAGCUCAGUAGUAUGGGGCCAGGAGCAUAUCAUUUUGGAGCCACCUAUGUAGGAAAUAAGCAGACAGGGCCUAAUGAGGUGAUGAUGAUGAUGAUGAAGGGCUAAUAGAGAAACUUUCAAUUGAGUGUUGAAAAUAAUCAGGGACUGUUUUUUUUUACUUUACUUUGCUCUGUGUUUGUUCCAGAAAACUUGCAUCAUCCUCUCAACUAAUCAGAUGCAAAACUAAAAACAACUGCAACCUGAUCAUUUGUAUUUUCCCAUGCUUUAAUCCUUUAACCCCUAAGAGUGACUAGCAUCUAAUUUCUCCUGACAAUAUCACCACUGAAUUACACAUUAUUGUCAUGAGAAUAAAGGAAAUGAUCACCAACUAAAGAAGCUUUUGAUUGUUAGACAAAUUCUCCUUGUCAGCACCUUAGUCAAUGUACAGAGAACAGUAUGGAGAUUAUGAAUACUGAUGUUCGGGUGUAAAGUGUCAAGCAGAUUUUUUGUUAUCACUUUGGGUUUUCAUUGGCUAAUGUUUAAGGUAACCAUUGUUCUGACUGUUUGCAGGGAUGACUUUAGUUUCAGCUUUUUUCAACACUCUAUUGGAAACUGCUCUGAAAAAUGAUUUUGACAAUGUGGAUUAAUUCCUCUGACCCUCUUUUUUUUAUGAGUUUAGUCUGAAACCUCUGUAUCUCCUUUGUUGGAUAGCAUUGAUAUUGUAAAGUGCUUUCUCGGGAGUUGAGGUGGCCUGGUAAUGAACAUGCUGGUCUCAAUGGGGGGAGGUUUGGAUUUAAGCCCUGGCCAGGUCAUAGAGUGGUUUUCCCAGGAAAGUCACUUUACUAUAACAGUGGCUUUCUCUCCAACCAGGGGUAUAAAAUGGUACCGGUUAAUUUUCAGGGAAGCCCUAUGAAAUGCUGGGGGAGGCUACCUGUGAUUGGACCAGUCUCCCAUUGCUUAACUUAUAAUUCUAUGGUUAAGGAGUUGAAAUCCAUACUUGAGUCAAGCUACCCAUCUAGCUGGAGCUCAUCCCUGUUUUCAUAGCAUGAAGCAACUAGGAGUAUUGCUACUCCCUCCUCCCCAGAAUAGGAUGCCCACGUGUUGCAAGGUUACCCCCAAGCAUUUCAAAAGGCUUCCUUAACAAUUUGUCAGUACCCAUUAAUACUCCCUGGUAGAAAGAGGCACAGUGAGAAUAAAGUGUUUUUGUUCAAGAACAAAACACAUUAAUCUGACCAGGUUCAAACCUGGACCUUUCAAAAUGCAGUCCAAUGCACCAUGUAUUAGGUCAUAGCAUCGCACAUCAAAUCUCUUUGGUUUUGACUGUUAACAAAUAUCUCAUACUUUCAUGUUCUGUUCGUAAUUUUUAGGCAUUUCCUGUGUUGCUUGGAGACAUUGACACAAAUGGCAGCCUUAAUGCUCAAAUGAUUCAUCAGUUUACCAACAGACUAAGAGGGAAAAUGGUGAUACAGGUAAUCCUUUUGAGCUUUUUUUUUAUGUUAAAAAGCCGUAACGCAAUUGAACUAAUCCUUAGAAUUACAGUUGCCAUUAAAUUCCACACCUUUCAAGGUCUCAACAGAAUUCCAAAAACCUUCAUAAAAUAUUGGUCAAGUUUAAAAAAAUGAUACUUGUUGAUUUAUUUUUUGACUACAAGUUGUAUGAAUUCUUGAUGUAAAGUGCUUAUUCCAUAUCCCAUUGUUUCAACCCAUUACUCCUUAAAAAAUCAAAGUUUUAGUUUAAAACAGACACAUAAACAAGCAAAAAAGAGAAUAUUUUUGUGGCAGACAUUAAUUCCAUUGAGGGAUUAGUCCUGGAAUUUAGAUUAUAAAUUUGGGUCUCAGCUCCUGCCAAGAUUAUUUGUGUGGUGUUUUGAAGCAUAGCACCUGAUUCACAAAGGUCCUCUACCUAGCCAUGAGGGUACUUGUGAACUGGCAGGAAAAGCUAGGAAAGAUUGUGGGGGUGGGGGGUGGGGCUGGGCUAGGCUGGGCUGGCAUCUUUUUCUCUUGCUCUCACUUCUUGUUGUCUGUCUGGUUUCCAUCCGUCCUAUUUGGGUAGAUACAAAAAAAAAAAAAAACCAGACAAAAACAAAGGUUAAAAUUAAUUUCAGAUCAAGACAGUUAACUGUUUUGUUUGUAUUAAAGUAGCCGUGCAUAAGAAAUAGUAGCUGGUGAAAAAGGCAGCUAUUGGUGCUUCUAGAGACAGGGAUUUCAAUUACUUUUCUCAUAAGUGGCUUUCUAUGAUGUAAUAGCAACUGUGCCUGGGAAAGGGGCUGUAAGGCAAAACCCAAACAGAGGAGCCUGCUGUAGGCUAAAUAGACUGCAGUAAGAGGUCUUAGACAGUGUAGGCGAAGGUAGACAGCUGGUAACCAACUUUCAAUAAAACCCAGGUAGAGAAAAGCUCAUGUACUGACCUAAUCAUCUGCUACAUGUAUGCAGAAGAAAAUGGAUAUUAGCAAGAAUUUGUUUAGUAGGAGUAUCACUCAGGGUGUGAACAGUAACAGGUGAACAGUGAUUGAAUCAAAGGGACUUUUUUUUUUGCAGACUCAAAAAUCAGUUUGGGUUCUUGUCCAAAGUGAUGCUGAAUACCGUGGAGAUGACUUCACCGCAAGUCUGACGGCUGGUAAUGUAGAUAUACUCAAUAGUUCUGGCAUCCUUGUGGCUCAUUAUCUUCAACGGAUGGCUCCACGUGUCGAUGUAGGAGGGGAACUUCUCUACCACUAUGGCUCUGGGCAGGAAGUGGCCAUGAUGUCCUGCGCGGGUCGAUACACAGCAGAUGAUUGGAUCGCCUCAGCGACAGUUGGUCAAACAGGAUGGCAUUUAAGUUACUGGCACAAGGGCAAUGAGAAUGUAAAGGUUGGCGUAGAGUACGAGUAUAACACAAGGGCCCGCGAUAGUUCGGUCAGCGCAGGGUAUCUAAUUGAUGUACCCAAAGCUAAUUUUACAUUUCGCGGAAUGCUGGAUACAAAUUGGACAGUGGCGGCUGUUAUGGAAAAGAGACUUCCUCCAUUGCCAUUCACGUUUUUGUUGAGUGGUAUGGUAAAUCAUACCAAGAAUCAAGCGCGAUUUGGGUUUGGUCUAAAUAUAGGUUGACUGUUGGGUUCAAUGUCAGUAUCUGAGUAGCUCUGUACCUACCCCUCCCUCAGCCUUACAACACUCAACUGAUACCAAGUUAGGGUUAAUGUUGGACAAGGGGAGGGGUAGGUGAGUUGUUGCUUGGAUAUCGACAUUGAUACAAAUAUUGUUGCUAAGAGCAAUGAGAUUUUUUGUUAUUACUUUUAACGGCUUUGUGUGGAUCAAUCAGAUUGUGGAAGCAAACUCUCUCCAGAUUUGGCUUUUUCAGUGCCUACAGCACUGUCACCUUGAGGACCAGUGGGCAGGGUGUUUUUAUUUUAUUGGGGACUGGAGUAGGAACUGUUUAUAAAUGGAAUGGCGCAUGUAUAAAUGAAAGAUCCGAUAUACGUGUGGGGAAAGACUGAAAUUCAUGGUUGCAAAGGACAGAUCUGAAUGAAUUGCUUUCUGAUAAUCUCUGAAUUUCCUUCCUUCGGUGGAAGAGUACAGCUUGAUUAGAAGCUUAAUAAACAGCUCUCAUGUGGUCUUUCUAUAUUUGAAUGAGGUGUCACUUUUACUGAUUUCCAUCGGCUCCUUUGUCCUUUAUGACUGUCUGUAGACCUGUGUAGGUAAACUCUGUGAACAAACCCACGGAUACCACACGCUUCCUAUGUGUUCUACUCGAAACACACGCAUGUAACAUGCUGUCCUGAUAGUUUCCGCUUAAGACUGCCAACAAAUGAAUGUGCUUAAUGUUUUUCUAACAUAACGCGCAAAGCGCGUGGGCCAUAAAUCGAGCGGAAGAAACGAGGUUCCGUAACUUACAGUACGGACCGAGAAAAACGAGGUUAGUAAGAUGUUUAUUGUAUGUCUUGGUUCAGAUAGAAGGGGGAAAGACUUCAAUUCAAGCUGAGCGGCCAUCGAUGAUUGACGCGCGUCAAAUCCUAAGUACGAGAGUAUUUUACUGACUUCCACUAAAAACUGAACUUGGAGUCGUCAAAAGUUCAAAAUAUUCGUUUAAUAUUCAUGGUUCUCAAUAGUGCAAACUUACAUGCAAAGAACGUUAAAGUAUACAAAGCCUGC